AUGGAAUCAGUUUUUCUGAGUCAAUCAAAAAUGAAACAGCCUGCUGCAUCAGAUACUAGCUCAGAACUUUUGGCAUUUUCAAAAUCGUUUAAGAAGACACGAAAGGCCAGCAACAUGAUUUGUCGAAGUAAAUUUGAUUGCAGCAGAAAACAACGAAAAUAUCAUAAAUGUCGUCGGUCGGCAAGUUUACCGAAUUCCAAAGAUCUGUAUGCUGUUGUACGAGAUAAUGUAUUACCACAAAAUAUUAAACAGUAUUCAUCAUUACAAUUAUCUAAGUUGAAUUCUUCAAUGAGAAAGCAUUGUGAACGAUAUUCCUCAUUGGAUGAACUUUCUGCGUGGUAUUUUCAAAUGCGAAAUAUCAAUGAGGAAAGUUGUAUAGAUUGUCUACGCGAAUACAAACAUAAUUUGACAUUACCUACUUCGUGCGUUUCAUGCAAUAUUUACCAUGCUAUAGAUCACUUGGGGUCACAAUUAAAACUUAACGAUGUAGUAAGGUCGAGUGGGUCAAAAGAAAAAGAGACUAAAGCAGCGACAAAUUUAAAUUCUAACUUUACUCCGAGCAAUGAAAGACCAACUUUGCUUGAGACGAAUACUGCCGAAAAUUCGUCAAGUGCCUUCUAUAGAAUUAUCGAUGCGAUGCCUAACAUGAAUAUAUUGCGCACAAAAAAGAGUAUACCUCUCGUCAGUUUUGAAGGUAAGCAACUUGAAAAACAGUUUUAUCGUCGUGUACUAGCUAUGAAUGAUAAAGUGUUAAGAAUGGGCUUAGUUUCAGAACUUGUUGGAAGUAGAAAGGAGAAAAUAUACUAA
Thelazia callipaeda (thelaziosis nematode) is the source of this 807-nucleotide messenger RNA. The record is from the annotation of a GenBank genome assembly. Lineage: Eukaryota; Metazoa; Nematoda; Chromadorea; Rhabditida; Thelaziidae.